Aaosphaeria arxii CBS 175.79 is the source of this 366-nucleotide messenger RNA. RefSeq lists its product as uncharacterized. The record is from RefSeq and is a predicted model, not a curated record. The transcript is spliced from 2 exons. Gene Ontology annotation, biological process: mitochondrial respiratory chain complex IV assembly. The coding region runs from base 1 to 366 and encodes 121 amino acids. Gene Ontology annotation, cellular component: respiratory chain complex IV; mitochondrial intermembrane space; mitochondrion. Lineage: Eukaryota; Fungi; Ascomycota; Dothideomycetes; Pleosporales.
AUGGGCUGGCUACCGUGGAGCUCGUCAGACGGGAACGAUGGCGUGAAGAAAACAUCUGGUGGCGCUUUCGAGUCCCCCAGCCGGACAAACAGAGUCAAAUGCUACGAAGCCCGCGACGCCUUUUUCGAAUGCUUGGAUCGCAACAAAAUUUUGGACAGCAUCAACACAAAAAACGGCCAGUCUGCUGCAACGAGAGCCUGUGGACAAGAAGACGUUGUCUUUGAAAAGAACUGCGCACACAGUUGGGUGGAAUACUUCAAGAAACAGCGCGUCGUAAACUACCAAAAAGAGCAAACCAUCAAGAAGAUAGAAGCCGAAGGGGGAGAUAUCGUCGCACCACAAUUACCUACCCGCCAACAGAGUUGA